Molecule: messenger RNA, 6941 nt
Organism: Oenanthe melanoleuca
Lineage: Eukaryota; Metazoa; Chordata; Aves; Passeriformes; Muscicapidae
Gene: ZDHHC15
Product: zinc finger DHHC-type palmitoyltransferase 15
Exons: 12
Coding region: 42-1064 (340 amino acids)
Biological process (GO): protein targeting to membrane; peptidyl-L-cysteine S-palmitoylation; synaptic vesicle maturation
Cellular component (GO): endoplasmic reticulum; Golgi apparatus
Molecular function (GO): protein-cysteine S-palmitoyltransferase activity
Source: RefSeq, a predicted model, not a curated record
CGCGCUCGGCCGGGCCGGGCUGCCCGCGCAGCCGCGCGCCCAUGCGCGGCGCUGAGGGCGGCGGGAUGGCGCUGUGGCGGGGGCUGCGCUGCUGCCGCCGCGCCUUCGCCUGGCUGCCCGUGCUGCUCAUCGCGCUGCUCCUGCUCUGGUCCUACUACGGAUACGUCUGCGAGCUCUGCCUCGUGACUGUGAGCAACCCUGUGGAGAAAGUGGUCUAUCUUGUAAUAUUCCAUAUUCUCUUUGUGCUCUUUGUGUGGACAUAUUGGAAGUCUGUUUUCACUCUCCCAAUACAACCAGGAAAAAAGUUCCACAUGUCCUACGCUGACCAGGAGCGCUAUGAGAACGAGGAGAGGCCGGAGGUGCAGCGGCAGAUCCUCGCCGAGAUCGCCAGGAAGCUGCCGGUGUACACGAGGACAGGCAAUGGAGGGAUCCGGUUCUGUGACAGAUGCCAGCUGAUCAAACCUGAUCGUUGUCACCAUUGCUCUGUUUGUGCCAUGUGUGUGCUAAAAAUGGAUCAUCACUGUCCAUGGGUGAAUAACUGCAUUGGAUUUUCUAACUACAAAUUCUUUCUACUGUUCUUAGCCUAUUCUUUGUUGUAUUGCUUGUAUAUUGCUGCAACAGUCUUCAAGUAUUUCAUUAAGUAUUGGACAGGUGAGCUGACCAAUGGACGUUCCAAAUUUCACAUCCUUUUCCUUCUCUUUGUGGCAAUCAUGUUCUUUGUCAGCCUCAUGUUUCUCUUUGGCUACCACUGCUGGCUCGUCAGCAGGAACAGAUCCACUCUAGAGGCUUUCUCAGCUCCAAUAUUUCAAAAUGGCCCAGAUAAAAAUGGAUUCAAUCUUGGCUUUGUGAAGAAUCUUCAGCAAGUGUUUGGGGAAGAAAAAAAGCUCUGGUUGCUGCCUAUUGCCUCUAGCCAGGGGGAUGGACAUUUCUUCCCAAUGAGAGCCUUGAGUGAAGCUCGGAACCCUCUCCUGACAAAUGAGGAGCAGUGGGAAGAGGAUGGAAUAGAUGAGGAGCCUCAGGGUUCUGGUGAAGCCUCAUCCCUUGCCAUAGAAAGGGAGACAUAGCAGUGUGAAAACACAGUGGUGUAAAGCUGGAUCAGAAAGCUUCCCUCUCAGGAGCCAACAUCCCUUCUCUUGGCAAGGACUUCAGUUUUGAGGGGCAGAAAACAGAUGGAUCUUCAAGAUGAGAAAACAUCCUGAAGUAUUGUCUGAUGGGAAUCUGCAUUCCAGAGUGCUUCUCCAGGAAUCCUGCUGACCAGAUGUCUCAAGGCUUCAUAAGUUUAAGUUACAGAGUUAACAGGACAAUUUUACAGAGUGAUUCUGGCCAAUCUUCUUUGGCCUGCUCUCUUUAUUUUAUAAAUACUAUAUAUUUUUUAUUCAAAAGAGGUAAAAGUGUUGAUGCAAGUGCAUUUCUAAAGGCCUUUCCAUUUUGCAAACAUCAGGGACUCAACCUCUUGAAAUUCUUCCAAGCCAUAAUAUUCUUGGGGAUGGUUAUUUAUUUUGAGGCUGAUUCUCCAACCUUCCCUGACAAGUGGCAUUUUCUAAUGUGUUUAAAUUCUGAGUCAGUUCAGCUCAAUGCAAGAGACACCCAGUUAAAUCUGGCACUAAAUUGGUAGCUGAGUUUAAGAGUGUUGAAAGCAAAAGUGCUGAACAUGCACAUGUACAUGUGCAGCUGUGAAUGAAAAUAAAAUAUUCACAUUGCCAGUAUCAAGAUUCAAGAAUAUUGUGGCCAUAGAUUUUUUUUAAACUUUUUUUAGGAGGGUGUUAUUGUCUUAGAGUUAGGGUUAUAGUGCUUUUGCAUCCUACUUGAAGGCUCCUAAAAUGCAAAAGGGAACUUCAGACAGUCCAGUUUGCAUUAAUUCCUAGGACUAAAGUAUCAUCUCAUUCCUGGAUCAGUGUUUGAUGGAGAUUUGUGUUCAUGGAGUCAAAAAGGAAGAAGUGAAUUUGAAAUGUGCACUGAAGUGUGGCUCCAAGAGUCGUGUUUGAAGUUUACACUCCACAUUUUGGCUUGAACCCCAAAAUGCUGAAGACACAGUUGAUAUAUUGAUUUUUUUCAGACUUCUUCCCAGCUCAGUGCACUGAGUGGCUUCAGGGGUUUUUGCACUAAGAGGUGUUCAGAUUUGUUUCUGCAUUUUGCUGCAUUUACAGUCAAAGAGGUGCAUCCCUGUUUUUGUUCUGGGGAGUUUAACUGAGUGGAACUUGGCUGGCUGGAUUGUGGACAUUUUUCUAGACCUGAGUCCUUUUUUUUAAUCUGCAUGAUUCAGCCCAGUCCAUCAUUCUUGUUUGAAUUAAGUGCAUGCUAAAAGUAUUGGUGUACUGCCUCUAAGAUCAUUUAGUUCCAUUUUCUAUCCCAUUUUUGUGUUUGUUCAUCAGCCCACUGGUGUUGGCAGUGACUACAGGAGCAGCUGUGCAUGUCAGGGGAAAGGAGCUGAUGAGUUUGGUGGUGGAGGCUUUGCCUACAGACUAAACCCUUUUUCAUCUGUUCCUCUGCUGCUGCUGCCACAGGGAAUGUGUUUGUGAUCCUUGCAGAGGUUCCUUCCCUAAGAGAAGUGUUUAACUCCUGGCUGACUGUGCCCUGUGGGCAGGAAUUGUGUCCCUCAGCCUCUGCAGUUGGUGUGGAGCAGGCAGUGCUGACCUCUGCCAUGUCUCACUGCUGAGCUGGGCUGUGGGGGGCCAAGGUGGGCUGGCCCAGGCUGGUGUGGGUUUGUGUCUCUCCUCAGGGUGGCCCUGAGCACUGAAAACGUUCCUGCUUCAGCCACCUGAGCCCCAUCUGUUGAGUGGCUGUCACCAAACGCUGCUGAGUGCUGGAAGGGCUUUUGCUGUCAAUCUAAAGCUGCAUUUCUAAUGGAAAUCUGGUGUUGGACCUUGUGCUGUGUGUGAUGUAAGGUGGCAGCUGAAUUAAUCCCCUCAUUCCUGGCAAAAUGUGCUCUGGAGGGGGGGAGCUUGAGAGGAUGAUGGCAGCUAAACACAGCCAGAAUUUAGCACCUACAGAGGUGCUAUUUGUGCCUUUGAAAACUUGAAAUUCCUUGUAUAUAAAACCAGGAAGAUGAUUUGGUGACUCUUUGUUUCAUCCUGUCAGCUGAAGUGUAUUUUCCCAGAGUUAUCUGAGUAGGUUCUUGUGCCCUUCCUGGAUUUGGUUCUGAUUACAGCCCUGCCAUUAUUUGAGUUGUUUCUGUGCCAGGCAGCAGCAGAGCUGUGCAGGAGCUCCCCUGCUCUUCAGGGAGUACAGAAAAUCAGGUUUUGUCUUCUCAUGCUAAGCCAGGUAUCUUUAUGAUGGCACAGGUACCAAGCUCAGAUUGAGAAAGGGUUUUAAAUGUUUCCAAAUAACUUUUAUUGAGUCACUUUUCUUGUAAUUAAUUAUGGUCAUCUCUUCCCUUUCAUUCGAAGCAGCUCACCCUCCCAUGGCUGUAACAAACUCUUGUCCAGGUAGAAACAAUACAAAGUUUAUCACUUCAGAGCCCCUUCUCAAUAUCCACACAUCAGAUGCUGGAAAGCUUCAUGAAAUGUGAAACAAACCCAAAAGUUGUGUAAAAUGAGGCAGAACAAAAUGGGAAAAACCCACAUGUCUGAGUGAGCAGCUCCAUUUUUUUCCCUCUACUCCCUUAAGGUGAUACCCUUAUUUUACCCCUGGCCUUUGUCCUUUUUAUGCUGAGUAAAUGCACUGGAAAACAGAAGUUCCUCAGGCUGCUGUGGUCACUGCUGCAAGUGAUAAAAGAGAGAAUAUUGAAUAUUCAGCCCAAUGUGUGGUAAUUAUUUUUAACAUGCAAAUGACUCUUCAGGGGUAAGCCACUGCAGCAUCUCCUUUGUUGUCCAUGCCCUGAUCCUCAUCCAGAGGCUCUCCACCAUCAUCACUGACUGUAAGGGCUGUAUCAUCAAACCUCUCCCCUCCCUGCCCUGCUGCACCCUCCAUCCCAGCAUUCCAGGAGUGGGAUUCAUCCCAUCAACACCCAGGGAGCUCUGGGAGCUGCCCAGUGAUCCCAGUUCAUCCUGUGUGUGUCUCACACUGUCUGUGCUGGUGUCCCAGCAUUCCAGGUACAUCCUGAGCCCUCCAUGUGCCAGGAGCUGCCACCAGUGCUCACUGUCACUGGGUGUGUGCUGUGGAUGCAGAUCCAUGCAGAGAACCUGGAGAAUUGUUAAGGUUUGAGUCUCAGUUCUGGUGCUGAUGUCAGCUGUGUGACUGUGGCAAUGUGGAGGCAGCAAGGAACUGUCUCAACCCCUCCAGGGGCUGUUGUCUCUGCUUAGCAUUGGCUCUCACUACAGCUUUCUCAGCUCUGAGCAACUUUUCCACGUGAUGUCACCUGGGAAAGGAAGGAAUGCUUCUGUUGGACUUUACUGUGAUGUCUCCAUUGUUAUUCCUCCACUCCUGGAUUCAUCCUCUACAGUAAGUGACCACUGACAGGCAGCUCCUCACCUCUCCCCCUUCUCUCCCAUUUAAUUCAGGUACAACACCCCACACAGAACACCACACUGAUGUUUCUCUGUGUGGAACUGUCCUAAGUCCAGUCCUGGGCCAGAGUCCUGCCCAAGGAACUUGUGCAACCCUCACUGCACUGCCAGGUUUCUCUUGCUGAGUUGGAAAUUUUGGGAGUAGGAUGAUCUUGUUUUCUUUCAAGCAGGGAGCAUGUUUGAGGCUGUACCCAGUGUGUGUGGGGUGCAGUCACUGGUGACAAUCAGGAAGCUUCCAAAUCCCUCUAUGCAAUGAAUGUUUGCUUCCUGGGCCAAACAGGAAUGGAUUCAGCAAAAUCCACACCAGCUGCAGCUCUGCACUUCUAGAUGCUGGUCUGGACUGAAAGCACAACUUGAUGCAUGAAGUCUGUAAUGUGAUAUGAAUGUAAAAUGUCAAGGGGAAAAAAUUUUAAAAUUACAAUUUUUCCCCUGAAUUCAGCUAUGAAGAGUGAUGUGCUGAGCAGUUACUCUGUGCAGAGUUACUCUGCUGAGCAGUUACUCUGUGCAGAGCUGCUACUCAUGGAAGGUUUAAUUAGCAGGGGAAGGAGCCACUGCUGACCUUGUUUAUUAAGCCAGAAUUAAUUAACUCAAAAGGGUCACAUUUCCAUUUCAGUGACUCCUGUGGUACAGAUUUCUGAAAUGGUUCCAUAGUACUUGAAAAUACCUCAAUUUUAUUGAUAUUUUUGAAUUCUAUCUGCUUCUGCUUCAUCACAGAACACCUGCAAACCUGAACUCAUUCAGAACAGAUCACUGAAGGUGUUUCCUGGCAGAGGGGCUGGUUUCAUUCCAGCUCUGCCUAGUGCUGCAUUCCCUGCCCUGCUUACACCCACUGCUGCAGGGUUUUAGUCUUUUGUCCUUUUUCCAUCCCACUUUGAGACUUCUCUCUUCCUCCUGAACAUACAGUUCAAUAUUUUCAGCUUUGAGCUGCUUGUGCUGGUUUUUUGGGUACUUUGAAGGUGAGUAGGUGUCAUUUUUAUGCAGUUGUGCCAUGUAUUUUAUUUGUAAUUAGUAUCACUGUUUGUCAGGUAUUGCUUUGUGGUUCCCAUCAUUAGGCCCAGCUGGCUUUGCUUUGAGCAGGAUCCCACUUCCUGCAUUUUCUCUUUCCUAAAAACCUAUUUUUUUCAGUCUCCAGCUUCCAUUUGGGAUGUAAACCUUGUGAAAUAAAAUGUAAGUUUACAUUUCAAAUACAAGCCUGUAAGUUGCUCAUGCCUGCAUGCUCCUUAAAAUACUGUUUUUUUCUGUAUGAGGUUUUAAGAUUUACAGCAGCAUUUGUAAAACUUUAGUGGGUAACAGCCAUUGUUUAAAAAAAAAGAAAUUAUGUUAAAAAUAUGUAAAUCUCAUGGGAAGCCUGAAACCCAACAAAAUUGGCCUCCCCCUCUCCUCUCUAAGCUGGGGAAGGUGUGUGCAGCCCCUUCCCAGCUCUUCCCCCUGUAAAAGAAACAGAAGCCCAAAGUGAAAGUGUUGGUGUAUUAUUUCCUCCUCAACCUUUUUCUAGAAGAUCCAGGAGGCUCCAGGAUGUGUCCCAGAAGUCCCUGGAAUGCUGCUGCUGUCAUGAGCUGCUGCAGGUGACCUUCCCUGGGAGGGGGGAGGGACAAGGCUGUGACUGAGAGCUGGGGUGAGGAGGUGGAACCUGUUGUUCCUCUGUUCUGAUUUAGCUCCUUCCUUUUUGGGAUUAAUUACACUACGGGGUGGCUUCCUGCUGCACUCACAGAGCUGCUCCAGAGUGAUUCCAAACCCACUGCUGGAGCAGGGAACUUUGGGUUAAAAACACAGGAAGUGUUAUAAAUUUUAUAAAUUUAUCAUCUGCCUGCUCAGAUGGCUGCUCCUCACCUGAAAAUGCUGUUUGUGGUGCAAAUGGGUCCCUCAAAGAUAGGACAGAGCUAAAUCUAUGAUCAGAGAAGGCAGAGCUGUGGUGCUGUCAGUGUAUCAGGAGGAUUUAACUUCCAGAAAAGCCAGGGGGUUUCACGUGCUGGAAGAUGGGGCUGGAGCAGAACCCCCUGCAGGGGCUGCUGUGGGUCAGGGGGAGCCCUUUGGAUGGGGCUGCCAGAAUUGGGCAGCAAUCCCUGGAGUGGUUUGUAACUGCAUCCAGCUGCUUUUCAGGAACCCAGCUUGGCCUGGGGCUGCCCGUUGUUCCACUCAGAACUGGUGGUUUAAUACACAUCCCCCUAAUUCAGUGGGAAGUUAUUCUUUUCCAAGGAAUGUCACACUGGGAUUGCUGCCCACCUUUGGGCUGUUGUGUUCAGGAAUUUAAUGCUGCUGCUGCUGCUGGCAUUGAGACUUUUGAUAUCAAAUGGGUUUUUACAAAAGCUUUGGGUACUUGUUUUUACUGUCAGACCAAUGUUCUGACCAUGCUGAUGCUCUGUGGAGUUGCAUUUUCCAAGUGUUUGUACAGUUUCUACAGCUGAAUAUCCUGUAUGUUCUGCUUUGUUGUUUUUUAUUAUGGUUUAUACUGCACUGCAGGCAAGGACUGCAUUAAAACCAUUUUUGGCUAAUUCA